AUGAAAUACUUUACCUUGUUUGUUUUCGCUGUUCUGGUGGUGGCGGUUUCCUGCCGUCCCGACAAACCAGAUAUCAAGCAGUUGAAAGCCGAGGCAGCACGUAAAAAGGCUUGUGUUCACGACUGCACCAAUGUAAAGUUCGAUCCAAUUUGCGCUGGCAAAAAGGGGGAGAAGCCCAAGUCGUUCGGCAGCGAGUGCGUAAUGAACAACUACAACUGCGAACAUAAGGACACCUUGCAGAAGAUCAGCAAUGGUGAAUGCCAAGGGUCAGAAGGAAUCCGUCUUUCUUAA
Molecule: messenger RNA, 291 nt
Organism: Parnassius mnemosyne (clouded apollo)
Lineage: Eukaryota; Metazoa; Arthropoda; Insecta; Lepidoptera; Papilionidae
Source: the annotation of a GenBank genome assembly